Molecule: messenger RNA, 738 nt
Organism: Naegleria gruberi
Lineage: Eukaryota; Heterolobosea; Eutetramitea; Acrasida; Naegleriidae
Exons: 1
Coding region: 1-738 (245 amino acids)
Molecular function (GO): nucleic acid binding
Source: RefSeq, a predicted model, not a curated record
AUGCCUCCAAAAGCAAACUCGGAUCAUGCAGAUGCAGAGGCAGUAUUGAAAAAAUAUGUUGAUGAAUUGAAUGAACAAUCGGAACAAGUUGCAAUACAAACCGGAACCUCUUCAUCCUCCUCAACACUUGCCAAAUAUUUGAGUGCAGCACCAAAGUUUAAAAAGAGUGGUGUACAGAUGGGAAGCAUAACAAUAGCAGCAGCAUCAAAUGAUGGUGAGAAGGUACUAGUAUCAUCGGCGCUGAUGAAUGAAAAGAAUUCAAGUUCGGAACAAUCAUUGAUUUAUCAACCAAAAUUAAUGAUGGGCAAUUUGAAUACUAAUAAUUUAAAUAAUUUAAAUAAUAAUGUAAAUAAUAAUUCUACAGAAAGGAAUAAUACACCAAUGGAAAAGAAGAGGAAAAUGAAUGAUUUUCUUGAUGAAAUUUCCAAUAAGAAUAUGCCUAAAAAGACCAAAAAGAAUGGUUAUUUGAAAAUAUCAAAUGUUAGAAUUUCAUUAGAGGAAAUAGAGGAUGAAUUUUCGAGGUUUGGAAGUGUUGAUCAAUGUUUUGGAUCUCAUGAUAGUGAAAAUAUUUUCUAUUUGGAAAUGAAAAGGUAUGAUGCAGAGUGUGCCAUGCAUGCAAUGCAAAAGAGAAGAUUUGGAGGAGAACCAAUUAAUAUUCAAUGGUGUACAAAUAGUGAAAUUGAAAAGAAUUGUAAGUUUUUCAAAGUGUUAGAAAUAUGUAACUUUAUCUCGAAAUGA